AUGCUGGCUGAUGCAGCAUCAGGUAGCAGCAGCGUCCUGUCGGAUCAUAGUGCGAGGUACUAUGUGCCGCCACUGCGGUUUGAGCAGGUAGCACCGCAAGUCUACAGAGGCUCUCAUCCCAAGCUCAAGAACUUGCCGUUCCUCGCGACUCUCCGCAUACGCACCGUCCUCAGCUUUACGCCCGACGAUCCCGUCCUACUCAGCGAGUCCAAAGUAGAUCGCCGCGUCAAGUCAUGGCUUGGAGAGCAAGAGGCACGAUCAGAGGGCGAGCAUGUUGCGCCGGUUGCCCACAGACGGUGGUACAAGACGGACAGGAUGAAGACAGAGAUUGUCACUGUCAACAGAAGCCACGUGCGAGAAGCUUGUGAGUUGAUGCUAGACAAGCGUAACCAUCCAGUCUAUCUGCACUGUCUGGACGGCGUCGAUGUGACGUCCAUCGUCAUUGCCUGCCUACGCAAGGUCAUGAUGUGGAACCUCGAUUCGGUGUACAGUGAGAUGACGCGCUUCCUGCGCUUGCCACCCACGACGCAAUCCAGACAAUUCGUCUCUGACUUCCUCGCGUCACCACCUGCAUCGCUAGGCAAGUCGGCUACCAACGUACCGCAGCUCCAUCUCGUAUUGCGAGGACCAAGCGAGUCAGCUACACCUCUGACGAUCAAAGCAGAUCCAGUGUCGCGAUCUGGCUCUACUGUCGCCGUACAAGACGUAGACAGCAAAUCUGCUCUCAGUACAAAGACCAAGACGAGCAAAGAUGGCGGUCCCUUGAUGGUACCCGAACGCGCGUAUAGACCCGCCUGGCUCUGGGGAGGCUAUGCGACCCCAGCACAGUAUCUGACAGCAGCCGCUACUGUCUCUGACAAGACAAAAGAGACCGAUCAGCGAGACGCUACGCCCACUCCGCCUCUGAAGCGACCGAGCGGAUCGACCACAACCCAUUCGGGUACAUCCAGCGAUCAGUCUGCGCCCCAGCCGACACCGCUCACACAUUUCAUUGGUGAAGCGAGCGAAGUCAGGACACCUAUAGCAGCUCACUAUCCUGAUCUUGCGAACCCUGACGUGGUGCGGUCAAGGGGCCGUCAAAUCAGCUCGGAGGCCGACUCGCUCCCUCAAGAAGCGAGCACGCCUCGCGCAAAUAGUCGCAUACCACCAUAUGAGGAGGAUCGCAUCUUUGCAUCAGCUGGCGCUUCCACACAGGCCUCAGUGUCUACGAAGGAUGACCGUGACCAAAAACGAUCUGCUGCGAUAGCAAACCUAUCUACAAACGCUGUACUCAGUCGACAGCUGCUUUACGAGCCGAAUGGUGACGACGACGCUCAGGAAGAUGACGAACGGACGAUGCCUAUCUCUCAAAUGAUCGAUGCACUCGACCUGGGUAUCUGA
Molecule: messenger RNA, 1380 nt
Organism: Mixia osmundae IAM 14324
Lineage: Eukaryota; Fungi; Basidiomycota; Mixiomycetes; Mixiales; Mixiaceae
Exons: 2
Coding region: 1-1380 (459 amino acids)
Molecular function (GO): phosphatase activity
Source: RefSeq, a predicted model, not a curated record